This is a messenger RNA of Microbotryum saponariae, 3213 nucleotides long. Lineage: Eukaryota; Fungi; Basidiomycota; Microbotryomycetes; Microbotryales; Microbotryaceae. The record is from the annotation of a GenBank genome assembly.
AUGUCGUCCCUGCCAGCUGCGUCAAGCGCACCCGGGCAAACGGACCAAUCGUACAAGGCGAUCGUCGACUACCUCACCAAACGAGGCCACCUCAAAGCCGUCGCCGAACUCCAAACCGACUUGGCCAACAGCAACACUUCCGCCGCAGCUGGCAACACCACCGCCGGCAGUGCCACCGGCCCCGGCAACCCCUCGACUUCGACAGCGCGUGCAGGCGCAGCUGCCUCGUCCUCUUCUUCCCAUCCGCCUUCCCCCGCUGCUGCUCUGAACGGAGGCGGUAAGGCGGUUGGAUUGGAUGAUUUCGCACAUCGCAAUGCGCCUAGUCAACCUACCAGUCGAGCGCAGACCGGCGGCGCUGCCGGGGAACGCAGGGGUCCCGAUCAGGCCGUCGCGGCGGGGCAGAUGUUGGCCGAUCCGCCGAGUUGGGAGAAAGGUUACGAGGGCUUGACGGCCUUUGUUCAUAACGUGAGUGUGCACCGUGUGAUGUAUGAACCGUGGCUGACACGAGCGCGCUUCGCUCCUCUUUCCCCCAGUCGCUCGAUAUCCAUCGACCGGAAUUGCAGCCCAUCCUCUUGCCCCUCUUUGUGCAUGCCUACCUUGACCUCGUCCUCGUCGGGUACAGAAAAGCCGCAGACCAAUUCAUGAACCGGUGAGGGACCAUUCCCAACGAGCGAGAAGUCUCGCGCGACCGCCACAACACUAACCUCCUUUGGGUUCAUUCACAGCUUCGGACCACACCAUACCCCUUCCGAUCCACACGUCGUCCGUAUGCUGUCCUCCAUCCGUAACGCCGACCACGUCAAGGAAUCCGAGGAAGCGACGAGGUGGAGGAAGGAAUCGUACAAUAUCAGGCUGUCCGAACGAGGAUGGGGGCUUUUGUUGGGUUGGUUGCAAGGCGGUGGGCUGGCCUUGAGUCUGGAAGGCACGGAAUCGAGGGGGAGGGAUCGCGUGUUGGCGAUCAUCAACGAGAGGGUCAAGGUGGAUGGUUAGUGCCGCAUCCACAUCGAAAAGGAUUGGAUGGGGUUGCUGAAUAUCGCUUUUCCAACUCCACAGCCAUGCCGGGACCUCCUUCCAAAACACCGACAGGCUACGGCCUCUUGUCCGACUUCGCGGGCAAAGAACCCUCCUCUAAAGCACUCGACCCUCUCAAACUUGGUCCCGCCCCCGUCGACCCCAAUCUCGAACGAGAAGUAGCACGACAGGUCAAGGACGAUGCCGCGCAGGACGCGAUGGAUACUUCGACGCCUUCCGCGAAUGGCAUCAAUGGAUCGACAUCGACGAGUGAACCGAAGGCAGGACCAGGCUCGACCCCUCUCGCGAUCGAUUUCGCCGACGCGUCACCUCACGCCGAAAACGUACCUCUCAUCAAUCCGGUCCCAAGUGACAUGCUCCCCAUGCCGCAAACGUUACGAACGAUCGACGUCAUGCGCGAAGUGGAGAAAGUGAGGGAAGCGAGGAAGAGGAUCAAGUUGAGUGCCGAGGCAUACGUCGCUGUGCCUGCGACAACGACGAUGAAUGGUGCGAAUGGGGACAAAGUCGGCGUUCCUUUGGGUCAAGUCACUGAGGCGGCCAAACCGAGCGUGUGUAUUUUCACGAUCCAUGACGCGGGAGACAGGUGGGUGCCCGAGGCUCCAUGAGUAUUCGUAGGGUACGAGCUUGUACUCAUGCGAAUCAGGUCAUUCUACCCCAGUUUGACGACGACAGCUUUUUCGGACGAUUCAACCAUGAUGGCCGCGGCGUUCUCGGAUAGUUAUAUUCGGUUGUGGAGCCUCAAGGGGGGCAAGUUGCAGGCGUUCAAGAAUGAUCUCAAUCCCGAUGAAGUCAAGGAGGGUCAGUGCCAGUUAAAUUUCAUUCCACGAGGUACAACCAAGCUGAUUCCGAAUGUUGCUCUCGCCACAGUAAACGACCUAAAAAAGAUCCGAGAAAAAGCCGCCCCUACAUCGCGCAAACUGAUCGGUCACUCCGGACCCGUAUACGCCCUCUCCUUUGACCCCGUUCCCGGACCCUCCGGCCCUCCACGCUACCUCCUCUCCGCAUCCCAAGACGCGACAGUCCGUCUAUGGUCCUUGGAAACGUUUACGAACCUCGUUGCGUAUCGAGGACAUCGUGAGCCGGUUUGGGAUGUCGAGUGGGGUCCGAGAGGGAUUUAUUUCGCUACGGCUAGUCGGGAUCGGACGGCGAGGUUAUGGAGUUCGGACAAGACCCAUGCGUUGAGAAUUUUUGCGGGGCAUUUGAGUGAUGUCAACGUGAGUGCUGGUAGUGAGAUUGCUGCCGACUACUGCGGGGAAGACACAUCGGCUGGUUCUUAAUCGUUCGUGCGUGCAUGCACAGUGCGUGCGUUUCCACCCCAACUCGUUGUACAUCGCCACCGGGUCGAGCGAUCGAACCUGUCGAUUGUGGGACGUCCAGAAGGGGACAUGCGUGAGGGUAUUCGUUGGACAUCGGGAUGCCGUCACGUGUCUGGCGAUGAGUCCCGAUGGACGAUUCCUUGCUAGUGCUGGUUAGUCAGAUCCCUUCGAGCCCAUCAUAGACUAAGCCCGUACUGACCUUUCGUACGAUCCCCCUUCCACAGCCGAUGAUCUCACCAUCAACCUCUGGGACCUUGCCUCGGGCCGGCUUAUCAAAUCCAUGACCGGACACACCAGUUCCAUCUACUCCCUCUCCUUCUCCGCCGAAUCGACCGUGCUCGUUUCAGGUUCAGCAGACGCCACCGUUCGCGUAUGGGACGUCCUGUCGAACCCUUACGCAGCAGAAAUGAACGGGGAGCUCAUUCCUGGAUCGGGGCGGAGGGCUGGGAUGGGAGGAAGUUUGGGUUCGGUGACGAGGAUGAGUUUCGAGCAGGUGAAAGGAUCGGCGAGGAGGGCGAGUUUGGUCGCGUCGGGGCUGGGUGGGGGUGGAGGAGGGGGAGGGGGUGCGGGAGGGAAUGGGGGAAGUGCGGCGGCUGGGGGGAUGGGUUCGGGGGGUGUUUUAGGGGAGGGGGGUAAGGGUCAGUGGGUGAAGGGUACGUUGGCGGAGAAGGAGGCGAAGGAGAGGUGAGUUCAUGGGUGUUCUGCGUCAAUCACGUUCUCAGGCACAGAGGCACUGAUUCGAUGUUCCUCAUCCAGCCCCGAUCUCUUGGCCACGUUAGCGACGAAGCGGACACCCGUGCUCGCGGUCAAGUUCACGCCGAGGAAUCUGUGCUUGGCCGCGGGGCCGAUGCAGGAAGUAGAGUAA